Messenger RNA from Adineta ricciae, 303 nucleotides. NCBI's taxonomy places the organism in Eukaryota, Metazoa, Rotifera, Eurotatoria, Adinetida, Adinetidae. The record is from the annotation of a GenBank genome assembly.
AUGUUAUUUACACAAUCGGUUCUUGCUGUUAUCAAUUAUGUUCCAUACGGAAUAUAUAUUCUUUAUGCUUUGUUUACUGAUGGAUGGAUAAAAUCAACUUUGCGUAUCGCUUGGGAAGAUUUAAUUAUUGGAUUUAUUCGAUUGAGUUCCUACUUGUUUGCUGCUGGAACAUUUUAUGUAUCAAUUGUUUGGAAUCGUAAUUUUCGAAGAGAGUUUUUGAAGACAUUCGCAAUACGAAAAGCCAGAGUUCAUCCUAGACAUGGCAAGGACAUUGGUUUAACCACUAUUAACGUGAUUUCGUAA